Molecule: messenger RNA, 1768 nt
Organism: Phialemonium atrogriseum
Lineage: Eukaryota; Fungi; Ascomycota; Sordariomycetes; Cephalothecales; Cephalothecaceae
Product: DHS-like NAD/FAD-binding domain-containing protein
Exons: 2
Coding region: 225-1601 (458 amino acids)
Cellular component (GO): nucleus
Molecular function (GO): histone deacetylase activity, NAD-dependent; NAD+ binding
Source: RefSeq, a predicted model, not a curated record
CCGUGCUCUGCCCCGCCGUUUUGAUAAGAUAAGAGCUCCUUCGCCACUCCGUUGAUUCGCCGCUUUAUUGAUUUGCGGCACCGUGAUUCAGGAACACCACUCACUCUCAAAUCUAAAACUGCAACACUUCGAACAGCUGCAUAUCCACAUUCCACUCCUUCAACGUCAUUGAAAAAGGCCCGGGCGGCAUCGCUCUCUAUACAAGCAGUUGAAGGCCGCCCAGGAUGGGCCAGGAAAACUCAGUCCUCAGCGAUGACACACCGCCAAACACCCUUUCCGAGCGCAGCCUUGUCGGCCUCGCUGAAUACAUCAAAUCCGGCCAGGCCAAGCGCAUUGUUGUCAUGACAGGCGCCGGCAUAUCCACUGCUGCAGGGAUCCCCGAUUUCCGCUCCCCAAACACCGGCCUAUAUGCCAACCUUGCCCGCCUCAACCUGCCGUUUGCCGAAGCUGUCUUCGACAUCAACUACUUCCGCCAGAGCCCGGAGCCCUUCUACGUGCUAGCCAAGGAGCUCUACCCGGGAAGAUUUCACCCCACCAUCUCCCACGCCUUCAUCGCCCUCCUUGCUUCCAAGGGGCUGCUCCUCCACCUCUUCACCCAGAAUAUUGACUGUCUGGAGCGGGCAGCAGGUGUGCCGCCACAUUUGAUUGUCGAAGCCCAUGGAAGCUUUGCGACCCAGAGGUGCAUUGACUGCGGGACACCGUUUCCGGAUGCCCUGAUGAAGGAGCACGUGGUGAAGGGAGAAGUCCCGAGGUGCGUCAAGAAGAACGACGAUGGCGGAAGUUGCGGCAGUCUGGUCAAGCCAGACAUCGUCUUCUUCGGCGAGCAGUUGCCAGAGGUCUUCCGGGCAAGGCAGCACUAUCCCGGCUUGGCGGACCUGGUGCUGAUCUUGGGAACGAGCCUGCAAGUGUAUCCGUUCGCCGGGCUGCCGGAGACGGUGCAGGAGAAAACUCCAAGGGCAUUAUUCAACCUGGAGAGGGUGGGUAGCCUGGGGACUCUGCCCGAUGAUGUGCUCUGCUUAGGGUCUUGUGACGCUGGAGUGCGGGCGCUGGCGGACGAACUAGGCUGGCGGGAAGAGCUCGAGAAGAAAUGGAGAAGCCUUGUCGGCGAUGAAGAGGCGGAAAUGCAGUUGAGGAAUGCGCAGAAGAGGGAGCAGAUCAUGGAGGAUGAGGUGGUCAGGCUUGCUGAGGAGAUUGAAGAUGUGUUGCACAUUGAGGAAGACGCCAACGACGCCAAUGAAUCCAACGAAUCCAACGACAGCCACGAAGCUCAGAAGCUUGUUCGGGCUAUACCUGAGCUACAGACCCAGGAUCGCGAUACGGGACAGAUUCCUGAGGUCAAAGGCCAAGAGGUGUCCAGCAACAGUGAAGCGAACACCGCAGCUCAGGAAGCUAGUUCCGGUUCAAGGGUCGAAGCAACUUCACCGUCCCGGUCGCAGACGAGUCGACUUAGUAAGGCAGACGGCGAAGACAAGAAUCAGGAUCAACAACAUAGUGAUUCUAAUACGGAGUCGGAGCAUGGAAGAAAGGAAGGGCAAACUCCUACUUCCAGUGAGAACCAGGGGGAAACAACCAGCGCGCCCUCUGGAAAAGUACUGCUAUGACUGUGAGGGUUCUGUACGCUAGAUUUAUGAGCGGUAGUCACUAGGUUGGCAUGGGGUAUUUUAGAAACCUAAGACUGCUGCUUAGCGGUAUAUUACAACUGCCAAUGUCACGGUGCCCUUUUCACCGACAGCAGAACAAAGAAGACGCUUGGGCAUUUGACCGUGGC